AUGGCAGUAGCAUCACCUGGGAUGGGACCAGCAUCAAUUGGUAUGCUAGGAGCAUCAACUGGGACGCUAGGACCAUCAAUUGCGAUGCAAGGAGCAUUAACUUGGAUGCUAGGUGCAUCAACUGAGAUGCUACGAGUAACACUUGGGAUGCUAGUAGCAUCACUUGUGAUGCUGAGAGCAUCAACUGGGAUGCUAGUAGCAUCACUUGGAAGGCUAUUAGCGCCACUUGAAGUGCUAGUAGCAUCACCUGAAAUGUUGAUAGUAUCCUAG
Rotaria sp. Silwood1 is the source of this 270-nucleotide messenger RNA. The record is from the annotation of a GenBank genome assembly. NCBI's taxonomy places the organism in Eukaryota, Metazoa, Rotifera, Eurotatoria, Philodinida, Philodinidae.